Molecule: messenger RNA, 1591 nt
Organism: Gryllus bimaculatus (two-spotted cricket)
Lineage: Eukaryota; Metazoa; Arthropoda; Insecta; Orthoptera; Gryllidae
Source: the annotation of a GenBank genome assembly
GCACCGGAGCCAGCGGACUCCUGGAUGGGUAUCCGCGAUGCGACCAAGCCAGGCAACAAGUGUCUUCAAUUUGACAUGUUCAGUAAGCAGCUCGUGGGCGACGAGGACUGCCUGGUGCUCAACGUCUUCUCGCCGUGCCUGCCCAAGGGAGGAAAGAGCGACAAAUUGCAUCCGGUGCUCGUGUGGAUUCAUGGGGGUGGAUUCGUAGGAGGCUACAGCGAUUUGUACGACCCGGAGCCGUUCAUGGAUUAUGGAGUAGUGGUGGUCACCAUUAACUAUCGAGUUGGGCCUCUUGGGUUUCUCGGACUUAACACAACGGGGGCUCCAGGCAACGCAGGUCUCAAAGACCAGGUGCAGGCGCUGCGAUGGGUCAAGGACAACAUCUCCACUUUCGGCGGAGACCCCGAGAACGUCACAGUCUUCGGAGAAAGCGCGGGCGGCGCCUCUGUACAUUACCUGGUCUUGUCUCCUUUAGCAAAGGGUCUGUUCCGUCGGGCGAUCGCGCAGAGCGGCAGCGCGCUGUGCCCGUGGGCUCUGUCCCGAGACCCCGUGGGGCGCGCCAAGCGCCUGGCGCUGGCGGCCGGCUGCGACUCGUCCGUGGUGGAGGACCCGGCCGCGCUGCUCGAAUGGUUCCUGAAGGUGCCGGCGCACCUGCUGGUGGGCGCGAUGGAGGCGGCCAAGACGGCGGACGAGCGGCGGCGCGGGCUGGUGUUCACGUUCGUUCCGUGCGUGGAGCCACACCACCGCGGCGCCUUCCUGGCCGACGACCCGGCCGCGCUGCUCGCCUCCGGAGAUAUCAACCGCGUGCCGCUCGUCAUCGGCCUCUGCUCACACGAAGGCAUCCUGGCUUUGCCUGGCACCCUUCUGCGCCUGGGGUUGGUGCCGAUGCCGAGCCCGGGGGGCGAGUCGCCGGCCACCCCCGAGGCGGCGGCGAAGGCGCUGGAGGCGGCGGAGGCCAAGGCCAUGGAGGCGGUCGCCGCCGACCUGGAGCGAGUGCUGCCCGAGGACAUCCUGCUGGGCAAGAAGAACCUGCAGCGCUCGCGACAGCUCGUGGAGACCCUCAAGGACUACUACUUGGACGGAAAGCAGCUCACCGACGAGACGCUUGAGGGAUUUGUGCAUUUUGCUUUCAUUGGCCGCAAUAACUUCACAGAAUACCUGCUGCAAGGCUGUAAAGUAAAAGGCGCAAGCCACGGUGAUGAGAUGGGGUACAUGUUCAAUAUGCCAAUAGCUCCUCCUGUGGAGAACGGAGGCCAGGAGGAGCUGACGAAGAAACGAUUGUUGACGAUGUGGACUAAUUUCGCCAAGGGCGGGAACCCAACUCCAGCUCAGGACAAUGUGAUAACUGCAACUUGGCUUCCUUACUCUCAGCAUGCUCCCAAUUAUCUUCAGAUAUCCGAAGAUCUCAAGGCAGAUUCUGGAAUCUUGAAGGAGCGUGUAAAAUUCUGGGAAGAUUUAUACCGCAAAUAUUAAAGAAAUUUAAUGAACAUUGUUGCAUAAACUAUUACCCUCUAACUCGUAGACUUUUCAUUGACACUAAUUUAUUUUUAGAAGCACAGUUGUAAAAUUGUGUGUUUUAAAUAUAAUGUCU